UCAUUCUCCUCUUUGCGGACGUACAAGGUAGGUAUUGCGCAUGCAGUGUCGUACUUCGCGUUGGCAAGGCGGCAAAUGGUCGGACACCACCGAACAGCCGUAUAUGUAUGAUGGUGACAGCACAUAAUCUUCGUGAGGAUCCACAUAUCUUUCCGAAUCCUCAGGAUACCUAGUUCUCGGCGUGUCGUAUACCUCUCUUGCUUCCUUUCCCAUCAGGGGAUAUUAGGGCCGUGUCAUUCCACAGCGCACAAGCCUGGUCACUCCUGCGCACAACCAAGUCGCUCGGUCUCCUCCUCUUCUUCGAUGGCGUUCACGAUCGAUACACUACGGCUCGAGAUAGGGAAGCUCCACCAACAAUCCGUUGAUGGCCGGUCUUUCGUCGAUCCGCACGACCUCAAGUCACUUCUAUCGCGGCGGGCAAUCGCGGAGGUUAUACACCUUUGCGCGGUUCCGGACUGGCAACGAUCGAGCAUGGUCGACAUCAUUUUCGACAGGGGUCGCGUGCUCUUUGGCAUCCUCGUCUGGAAGAAAUGGCAUCGCGGUCUCACGGGAUUCAUCGAGCACGAUGCACUCGAUGAUGCGCUGCCGCUUGACGAAGCGAGGGCCAUGUUGAUUUCUGGGACCUUUGGUUGGGAGUUUGCACGGCACAUUCAAUGGGAGUUUCUGCCGAGGGUGUUGCUCCGAGAGAUGAGCGAUCACCAUUAUCAUUUCCAUAAGGACGAGAUCCUGCCGUUUACGAACGAGGCUUUCUUGGGGAACGGCUUCUUCGGCACUGUACACAAGAUGUCGGUAGUACCUUCAUUGCAGACCAUCUUUCCAAAACAGACAUCGCAAGUUUUCAUGGUCAGAAAGACGCUCCAGCAUGGAAAAUAUCUCGAGCGAGAAAUGGAAACUCUGCGGAUCCUCCAUCGGCUACAGCACCCCAACGUAGUAAAGCUCUUAGGCACAUACACGUACCAGGAUCGCCACCACUUCCUAUUCCCUCUAUACGAAGUGGAUUUAGAGACGUUUCUAGCCCUUCCACAGCGUCACGGAGGGUUCGAGAAAGAUUACACCAUCUAUACAGCCCUGCAAGGACUUUCAUCGGCACUGGAGAAUAUCCAUUCAAUUACUCUCAGUACCGGUGACCACGACACGGAGCUCAACCGAAUCGGCUACCACCAUGAUAUCGGGCCCGCAAAUAUCCUCGUCGACUCGAAGACGUUCUAUCUCGCCGAUUUUGGGUACGCAAAGACAAAGUUGGAGGAGGAAAACUCUCAGACAAAGUGGAAAUCAGGCCUGGGAGAUUAUGUAGGGCCGGAAUGCAUGGAUCCGAAGCAAGGGUUGAUGUAUCAACAUGUAGGAAGGCCACUGGAUAUAUGGUCGUAUGGAUGCAUGUUGUCGGAGAUCGCGGCGUACAUACAGGACGGACCGGACGGCGUGAAAAGCUUCCGAGACCAGCGUUUCGGGGUCGGUUUCUUCCACAAUGUGAAGGAUCAAUAUUUCUUCCGAGGCGAGUUCUUGAGGCCGUCGGUUCUUCGUUGGUUCAACCAAACAAAAGCGAAAUCAAACGAUCCAGCGUUCCGGCUUUUGCUCGAUGUGGCAUUAUCAAUGCUUAGAAUCGACCCCAAACAACGCCCCAAGGCUAAGCAGGUCAACCUGGAGCUGUCCUUCGUGAGCGCCAUGGCCCUUUUUAACGCCGUACAAACUGUUUUCCAACACUACCUCCAUGCAUUGCAGGCGGCAAAAGACGCCUCUGGGAAGCCCGACACAAUUCAGCUUGAGUAUACGCGUUUCACUGCAUGGGGGAAUGCCCUACAGCUUACGGGAGCCGGUGGUGUUUCGCCCGAUGAUAUGGCCGCUGUCGGCGGGAUAGAGAGCUCCGUUCGACAGGUUCUGAUCGGCUUACUCGGAGAAUUUGAUCACGCCCCCCAGAACGAAGAAUCCAUGCUGCCUUCCGCGGACAUGACUGCCAACCGCAGACCAUCCCACGAGCGGAUUAGGGACCACAUUGACAAGCUGGAGGAUUCCCUUCAGAGCUGGUACCGAGAAAACCCAAGGCAAGCGGGGCUAGAAGAUCUGUUGAUUCCCAAAAGCUAUGCGCCAAUUGCGCUGGACGGUAUUGGAUUAGAUUCCCCACCGGAUGACUGUUCAAAACUCAGCACUAGGCUCACAUCGAGUAAACUGGAAAACCUACGGCCAGUGACGGUUCAAUAUCGGUCUGAAAUGUCUAGCUCAAAGGCUUUCGAGAUGGAAGCCUUGCGGCUGACUUCGAGCGCGCUCGAUAUCGCAACACGGUUCGAAGAGGGUAUCUCAAUCGGUCAGUACAAUGAAAAGAACGUCAUAAUCGAAUGGGUCACUCCUACGGCGAAAUGGAGCGCGAUGACGACCUCGGAAAGAUGUCAGCUGAUGCAGCUGAUGGCCGAAGAUUUCCGUCAACUAUCGGGACCAGGCGGGCUUCGAGUUCUUGAAUGCAUUGGUUUCGUGACACCGUCCUUGAAUACAACUGGUCCUCGGGAUUCUGGCUUUGUUUUUGCGUACCCUCGGCGUCCAUCGGAGCAGGCGGAGCAGGCGGAAGCUGCCGAAGCACCCAAGAAGCUCCACCCGAUCAGUCUUUACACAAUAUUGAAGCAAGGAGACAAAUUGAAGUACCAUAUUUCGCUCGGAGCGAGGCUCCGGUUGGCACACAUGCUAGUCAGCUAUGUUCACGAGAUGCACUUGGUUGGAUGGUUACAUGAGGAUAUGAACUCCAAGAAUGUGGUCUUCUUUCAAGAGGAACUCAAGGGGGGUUGUUCUGAUGUCUCGAGGCUAUCUGAAGAGCUGGGGAAUCCUUACCUGCUCAACUAUCACCAUUCGUGGUCUUCGCCUCGAGAAGGACAAACCGAGGGAUCAGCCACCUCAGCAGUGGGAAGCGGGAGUUCGUGCAUGCAUGCUUCCCAGAACCCAGAGUAUGUCUCCGCCCAACAACACUCCUGCGACUCGUACGACUAUCAUAGCGUCGGAACAAUUCUUCUAGAAAUUGGUGGUUGGUAUCCGCUGGAAAAGUUUCUCGCAAACAGCCGUAGGUUGGAAUCAAAUCCCCCGGCGUUCCGAGACGAGCUGGUCAAAAAAUAUGCCCCAAGGUUGCGCCACCUUAUGGGAUCGACGUAUGCGAAUGCAACGCUUGCUUGCCUUUGCAGCAAUUUUGGCAGCGGUAGCGGCUCGCGACAGAAGGUCCUUGAGGAGUUCUAUGAAAACGUUGUUGGCCCGCUGCGAGAACUAUCGACUUUCCCGGUAUAAGUUGUUUGAUCGAGUUGCUGGUCAGCGAAAAGCCGAGAUAGAGUAAAUUGAACGAGAAAUUAAAGCUGGAGGGGUUAAACACUAUCACGCUUGGACAUCAUGAGGGUCAGUGGGUUGCAUAAGAGACAGUUGUGGGUAUUGAGCAUCAAAUUGUCUCCAGGGCCGGUUCAAUCCGAUGGUGACGAAGUGAUACCCCUCAAGCUAGGGAAAUUUCGAUUUCACUCGUACCCAAGAUUUAUUUACUGUGGUUAGUUUGACUAUUAUCAGCCAGUCCAGCUGGGUGGCUA
Tricharina praecox is the source of this 3545-nucleotide messenger RNA. RefSeq names its product kinase-like domain-containing protein. The transcript is spliced from 2 exons. Gene Ontology annotation, biological process: protein phosphorylation. The record is from RefSeq and is a predicted model, not a curated record. Bases 304 to 3258 code for a protein of 984 amino acids. Gene Ontology annotation, molecular function: protein kinase activity; ATP binding. Lineage: Eukaryota; Fungi; Ascomycota; Pezizomycetes; Pezizales; Pyronemataceae.